This is a messenger RNA of Diospyros lotus (date-plum), 2959 nucleotides long. Its product is annotated as zinc finger protein VAR3, chloroplastic. The coding region runs from base 120 to 2741 and encodes 873 amino acids. Gene Ontology annotation, cellular component: cytoplasm. Gene Ontology annotation, molecular function: mRNA binding. The record is from RefSeq and is a predicted model, not a curated record. The transcript is spliced from 5 exons. Lineage: Eukaryota; Viridiplantae; Streptophyta; Magnoliopsida; Ericales; Ebenaceae.
AAGGUUUAGCGGGGUUUUGCCGCAAGGGAGUGAUGAGAAUCUAGGGUUCCUACCACUUCCAUCCACGUUUCUCUUAUCUCCACCCUCCGGACCGCUAAUCUCCGCCUUUCUCCGUCGCUAUGCGCGGCGCUUCGAGGCUAAUUAUGCUUCUCACUACCCCUUUCCCUCUCCUUCUCCACCACCGCCACCGUCCCUCCCUCCUCCGCCUUGCUCGCCACUCAGUAUCUCUCCUCGCUCCUCUCUCGCACUCCCCGCGCCGCUUCACUUCUCGUCCGCAAUUGACCUCGCUCAAAGCCUCCCACCAGAUUCACACCCAACCGAGCUCCAUCCUGCCCGACGACCACUUCGGCUUCGCCGCCGGCCCUCCGGUCCCUUCGCAUCCGUGGUCCAAGUUCGUUGACAGCCUCUCAAGGAGUGGUUAUCAAGGAACAGAAUCAAUUGGCGUGGAGGACGAGUUUGUAGCUUACGAGGAAUUGCCGGAGGAUUUUGUUCGUGCCGCGAGUGCUUGUUUGGCUUUUGCUCGCAACCGUCCGGAUCUUUUGGGGUUGCUUUCAAGAAGAGAUAUUGAGGUUAUUGUGGAAAAUGGAACACCAUUUCUUUUCAAAGCUUCUCUGGAUAUUGCCAGGAGGAUGAGGGCAUUUCUUGGUAUUGGUGAAGGCAAUGUUUUGCAAUCUGAUCAAGCACACACAAUUGAUCUGAUGAAGUAUUUGUUGAGCUAUGCUAGCAACACUGCUGUUUCUUCAGAAAGAGGGAGCAUUUUCAUAGGAGAGCCUGUUGAAUCAUCUGUCAGAAACCUGCUAAGUGAGUUGGCUACCCUGAGCCAUGGAUUUCAGUCAUCGGAGCCUUCUUCCUCAGUGCAAUAUCAUAUCCCUCAUGGGUAUGAACAAACAACAAGGCCUCUUGGGCAGAAAAUUAUAAUGAAGAGAGGUGACUGGAAAUGCCCAAGGUGCAAUUUUGUGAACUUUGCAAGGAACAACAAAUGCCUUGAAUGUGAGGAGGCAAGACCAAAGAGACAGUUAACUGGUGGGGAGUGGGAGUGCCCUCAAUGUGAUUUCUUCAAUUAUGGGAGAAACACAGUAUGCUUAAGGUGUGAUUGCAAGCGACCUGGAGAGGCAACAUUUCAAACUGCUAAAUCCAGCUUGAAUCUAGGAUACGGUAAUGCAACCCAUGCUGAUAAAUCUGGCAUUAAUAGUAGAUUGGCUGCCAAUGAAGAGAAGGCACAACGCUGGUUUAGCAAGAUUUCUCAGAUGGACAGCACCUCUGAUAUAAGCAGUGCUGCCACUGAUGAAGAUUUUCCUGAAAUCAUGCCAUUGAGGAAAGGGGUAAACAGAUUUGUUGUAAGCACCAGAAAGACGCCACUGGAGCGGAGGCUGUCUAGUUCUCAAAAUCAAAGAAACUUAGAUAAUAAUGGUUCUCUAGGGACUGACAACUUUCAAUCUAAGGGUGCUAACACGAUGGUCCGCCGCACUUUGGAUGAGAUUCUUGGUAAUGCAUCUGCCAUUCCGGACUCAGACAAGAAGAAUAUUGCCAAUGGACAAAAUGCUGGAACACGGACCUCUCCUCCAAUUUCUAACUCAGCUUCUGUACCCUUUGUGCCAUUACCUAAUGACAUGUUUACUAAAAGUCCUCAGAACUCAAAGAUGGACAGUGCGAAGGUAGUUUCAAAAAGUAAUGAAUUUACCUCUUCAAAAUCUAGUGAGCAAACAUAUGAUGUUUCCAUCAGCACUGACUCUAAAGAGUCAGUAGAGAGUUUGCAGUCAGCUGAAAUGCCAUUAGAUCUGUCUGAGAGCCAGGGCAAGGAGAAACAACAAACUGAAAAGUCAGAGAGAUGGUUUCAGAAGUUGGCAGAGCUGCAUGAUGCCAAGGACUUGAGUGCGAUUUCAGAUGAGGACUUCCCAGAGAUUAUGCCAAUGCGUAAAGGAGAAAAUCGUUUUGUGGUCAGCAAGAAAAAAGACCGUUCUUUGACUUCUCCAAUGUACAAAAGGAGGAUGGCCAUGGAGCAGGGAGGCAACACUAAUUUCGUCCCCUUUGUUCCGUUCCCACCUGACUACUUUGCUAAAAAGAACAAUCAGCAACCAAAUGAGACAGAUUUGAAGGUUAAUGCUACUGGUGAAACUUGUAGUUCUUCGCAACAUGAUAAUAGUCCUAAUAGAUCUGGGGUAUCUGAUGUAAAUCGUGUGCAAACAUUUGAAAAUCUUCAAGUCCAUACAGAUGAAUUGAAUUUGAAAUCUUCCAGCGAGGCCUCAAGUGAGAGAAAGGAUGGCACUACUUGGGGGUCACCACCAAUUACUGGAAACUCACCCCAUAAUUCCUCGGGUUCUCAGACCUCCAAUAAUGAUGCCUGGAGCAACAAGUAUUCUGGGAAAGACAGUACAGUUGAGAGCGCAAAUUCAUCUGGGUUUUCAUCCAAGCAGCCUGAAAAUCAGAAUGCUAGGGAUGGAUGGAAUGGAAAGAGCUUGGAGGGCUCUGCAGUACAAGAACCUGAUCCUUUGGACAUGUCGGAAGAAGCCAAGGCACAAAGGUUUUUCCGGCGCGUCGCUCAGAUUAAGGAUAUCUCUGAACUGAGCCAAAUCCCUGAUGAAGACUUCCCUUCAAUAAUGCCUAUGCGGAAAGGGGUAAACAGGUUUGUGGUGAGCAAAAGGAAGACACCCAUGGAGAGAAGAUUGACGUCUCCUCAGUACAGGAGGAAUCUUCCGAUUGUGAGAUCGGACCCAGUGAAGAAAGAAAAUGAGAAUAGCUGAAAAAUUAUUAAUGGUAAUCCUGUAUGCUACUAAUUAAAGCUUCAUUGGAGUAUCUUGGCAGAUUUACCUUCACGAUAUUUGUUUGUGGAUGAAAUGAAAUGACAAUAAACUGUUUCCAUUUCAAGGCUUUAGGGCCUGUUUUAGUUGCGGACAGGGUAUAGCAAUCCCUUUUUCCUCGCUUGUAGGCAAUUACUUAUGUUUUUUUCUUUUUCUUUUUU